This is a messenger RNA of Anopheles bellator, 1041 nucleotides long. Its product is annotated as homeobox protein unc-4-like. NCBI's taxonomy places the organism in Eukaryota, Metazoa, Arthropoda, Insecta, Diptera, Culicidae. Gene Ontology annotation, biological process: regulation of DNA-templated transcription. Gene Ontology annotation, molecular function: sequence-specific double-stranded DNA binding; DNA-binding transcription factor activity, RNA polymerase II-specific. The record is from RefSeq and is a predicted model, not a curated record. The coding region runs from base 1 to 1041 and encodes 346 amino acids. The transcript has 4 exons.
AUGGUUCUAGAGCACCAGGGCAUGUUGCAGAAUCUGCAAACUCUCGGCUCGCAGCCGGCCCUGCAGCUGUACGCGGCGGCCGCGGCUGCCCAGUUGGCCCCCCGGAACCGGAACAGUGUGCCCCCGCAAUGGGCUCCGUUUCUUCAGUUUGGUGUGCCGAACGUUUUCGGUGGACACUUCCUGACGAGACCGCGGUUCGGGCCGCCCGGAGGUGGCCCACCGAACCUGACGUCCCUGGGGGGCGGUCCGGGUGCCGGUGGUGGCCCCGGAACCGGCCCCAUGCCCGGAUCGCUCGUGAACGGCGGUUCCCAUCCCAACAUAUCACCUCACCGCGCCAUGCAGGGACCACCGAGCGAGGAUUCCAACGAUGAUCGAGGAUCCGCCGCCGACGGAGACGACGAGAGCAGCGCGUCGAAACGGAGACGCUCCCGCACCAACUUCAACUCCUGGCAGCUCGAGGAACUGGAGCGAGCCUUCUCCGCAAGCCACUAUCCGGACGUGUUUAUGCGGGAAGCGCUGGCGAUGCGGUUAGAUCUGAAAGAGAGCCGAGUAGCGGUGUGGUUUCAAAAUCGGAGGGCAAAGUGGAGAAAAAAGGAGCACACGAAAAAAGGACCCGGCAGACCCGCACACAACGCCCAUCCGCAGUCCUGCUCCGGUGAACCGAUCCCGCCAAACGAGCUGAAGGCCCGAGAAAAAGCCCGGCGCCGGAAGAAGAUCGCGAAAGCGUUGGAACGGCAAGCGCGGAAGCUGCGGGCCAAGGGUAUCGCGGUCGAUCUGGAAGCGCUGAAAGCGGAGUAUCUGUCGCAGCACCGGAACAACUCCGGCAGUGACAGCGAGGAGGAUGACGACAACGAUGACGACGAGGAUCCGAUUGAUGUGGUCGGUGGCGCGGAGUCGGGCGACGAGCCGGAGGACUGCACGAUGCAGCGACGGGAAAGUGUGGACGACGUCCUGGACGAGAGCAGCGACACACCGACACGCCAUAACAGCAUCAGGCCAAACCCGUUUAGCAUAGAAUCCUUGCUGUACAACAACACGUGA